AUGAUCGACGCUCGUGCGGAACGCCGUCUACUCCGUAAGAUAGACCUUCACAUCUGGCCUAUCCUGUUUGUCAUCUAUAUGAUGUCUUUCCUCGACCGCAUCAACAUCAGUAACGCCCGCAUCCAAGGAAUGUCCGAGGAGCUUGACCUAUACGGUAAUAAGUUCAACAUUGCCCUCUUUGUAUACUUCAUCCCUUACAUCUUGCUCGAGGUUCCUAGCAACAUGGUUCUCAGAAAGCUCAGGCCUCACUACUACAUCCCGUUCCUUAUGUUGAGCUGGGCUAUUGUCAACAUGUGUAUGGGCUUCGUCUCAACUUACGAGGGGCUUGUCGUAUUGCGCUUCUUACUCGGAACGUUCGAAGCUGGUGUCAUGCCCGCUAUCGUCUAUCUCACUUCCAUGUAUUACAAGCGCCACGAGUUUCAGACACGCAUAAGUUUCUUCUUCUGCUCCACUGUCGUUGGUGGUGCUUUUGGAGGACUGCUCGCAUAUGCGAUUGCGAAUCUAGAUGGCCAUAACGGCAUUGCGGGCUGGCGAUGGAUUUUCAUCCUUGAAGGGGCGGCUACAGCUGUCGUAGCCAUUGUAUCCGUCUUCUUCAUCGCCGAUUGGCCGGAGCAGUGCCACUUCCUUACUCCGGAAGAGAAGCACCAACUGGAACUUCGACUAGCUGACGACGGCGCCAAUACGGCGGCGCGCAUGGACACGCUUAACGCAUAUGCGUAUCGACGCAUCUUGACCGACUGGAAGAUUUGGGCUGGCGCUUUAAUGUACAUGGGUAUCGGCGUUACGGGUUACGCUACCACGUUCUUCAUGCCGACCAUUCUGCGCGAGUUUGGUUGGGAAGCACAGGCUGCUCAAGUUCACACUAUCCCCGUAUAUGUCGUCUCCGCAAUAGGUAUGAUAUCUGUGGCAUACUUCUCCGAUCGACUCAGGCACCGCUAUGGCUUCGUUAUUCUAGGCUGCAUCAUCGCCACGGUCGGGUACGCUAUGCUAUUGCGCCAUGAUGGCCUAUCGAGCGAUGCAAAAUACGGCGCCGUAUUCCUUGUGUCGCUCGGCGGCUUUGUGUCUACGCCAAUUGCGCUUGCCUGGCUCGCCAACAAUAUGGCGGGCCAUUGGAAACGCUCCUUCGCCUCCGCUAUCCAAGUUUCUCUAGGUAACAUCGCAGGCAUCGUAGCAGCCCUGAUAUUCCGCCAGGAGGAGGCUCCACGUUACCUGACCGGAUACGGCACUGCCCUAGCUAUCACAUGGCUGGGUGCUCUUUCAGCGACGCUACUUUUCGUAGGCAUGCUUAUCGAGAAUAGGAGGCGGGACGCCGGUAGGAGAGACUCGCGGUUAAGUCAUCCCAAGGAGGAGGUCGAUAAUAUGGGUGAUUAUCAUCCAUCGUUCCGAUUUACGUUGUGA
Messenger RNA from Daldinia vernicosa, 1398 nucleotides. Its product is annotated as MFS general substrate transporter. The record is from RefSeq and is a predicted model, not a curated record. NCBI's taxonomy places the organism in Eukaryota, Fungi, Ascomycota, Sordariomycetes, Xylariales, Hypoxylaceae. Bases 1 to 1398 code for a protein of 465 amino acids. The transcript is spliced from 3 exons. Gene Ontology annotation, biological process: transmembrane transport. Gene Ontology annotation, cellular component: membrane. Gene Ontology annotation, molecular function: transmembrane transporter activity.